AUGCGUCUCUCCAUUGCCUCCGAAACCGUUCGACUACGCCGCCACGGGAAACCUCUUCGGGUCCUCGAAACACAAUCAUGCUCUAAAUCGUCUCUCUCCUCUUCGCCGUCUGAUCUGAAAACCCACCCGCAAAUCCCCAUCGUCGCCGUCUCUAACAUUUCAGCUUCUCCAUCGAUUCCUCUGAUCUUCUUCGUAAUCUCCCGCCGCCGCUUCUAUCGUAUAGAUGGAAAAAGCUCGGCAAGACUGUUAGAGAAAAUCAUUUCCGGAUUGUACUUCGGAGCUUUCGUCGAACACUCCACAUCCGAGAUGCUCGAGUUUGAUUUUCUGCUCCUCUCUUUGUGGAAUAUCUUCAGACUCUGUUGUUAA
Microthlaspi erraticum is the source of this 366-nucleotide messenger RNA. NCBI's taxonomy places the organism in Eukaryota, Viridiplantae, Streptophyta, Magnoliopsida, Brassicales, Brassicaceae. The record is from the annotation of a GenBank genome assembly.